AUGUCCAGUAAGAAACCAAUGGACGAGGCUCGUAGGGCACGAUUAAUGUCCCUGGAGCAAAAAAUUCGUGACCCGACAAGUAUCGGCAAUAUCGAUUGCCUGCUAGAUACACUGACCGCGCUUGUCGCGGACUGUGAUCAUGAUAAUGUUAAGAUAGUUAAGAACAUCGAAACAUUCAUCAAACGAUUCAAGAAUUUGGCCCGUGACAUCACGACCUUACGGAUGAAUCCGAGUGAUUUCACUUUUAUCAAACUCAUCGGACGCGGAUCGUUUGGCAAGGUGUUGCUAGUACGACAGAAAAGCACAAAACAGGUGUAUGCAAUGAAGCGUUUGUCCAAGUACGAGAUGAUUACGCGUUCCGAUACGGCAUUCUUCUGGGAGGAACGUUACAUCAUGGCAAAUGCAAACUCCGAUUGGAUCGUGAAGUUGCAUUUUGCUUUUCAGGAUGCAAAAUAUCUGUACAUGGUAAUGGACUUUAUGCCCGGCGGUGACAUCGUGGGAUUGAUGAAUGUUUACGAGAUACCGGAAAAGUGGGCACUGUUCUACACGAUGGAAGUUGUGUUGGCCCUGGACACGAUCCACCAGAUGGGUUUCAUCCAUCGGGACGUUAAACCCGACAACAUGCUGUUGGACAAGUACGGUCACCUCAAGCUAGCAGAUUUUGGUACAUGCAUGCGUAUGGACAGCGAUGGGUUGGUGCGUUCGUCGAAUGCAGUCGGAACGCCGGACUACAUUAGCCCGGAAGUAUUGCAGUUUCAGGGCGCUAAGGACGGCUAUGGGCGCGAGUGCGACUGGUGGUCGGUGGGCAUUUUCCUAUAUGAAAUUUUGAUCGGUGAUACGCCCUUCUUCUCUGACAGUCUAGUAGGAACGUACAGUAAGAUUAUGGAUUUUAAAAAUUGCCUUCAAUUUCCUGACAAUGCACCGAUGAGCGAGAAUGCUAAAUCGCUGAUCAAAGGCUUCCUGACGGAUCGUACCGUGCGGCUCGGUCGGCACAGUGUGGAGGAGAUCAAAUCACAUCCGUUCUUUGUGAACGAUACCUGGACGUUUGAGAAUGUUCGCGAUUCGGUACCGCCAGUAGUGCCCGAGCUAAGCGGUGACGACGAUACGCGCAAUUUUGUCGAAGUUGACCGUAAGAACAGCGUUGGCACUAACUUUCCCACACCAACCACCUUUGUUGGCGAUAAUCUACCAUUCAUCGGAUUUACGUACUCGCCCGAUUAUCAGUUGCUAAGCGGCGAAGGCGAGAAUAACGACGAUGAGUCAACAGAGGACACCACUGACAAUAAGGAAGCCGUAGCGAAAGCACACCACCACCGUCUGUCAAAUAACGCUGAACUGAUGCGACUAGAGAAUAUGCUGCAGCGUGAGAAGCAGGCAGUCGAAACGCUCGAAAAGCAGGAACGUACCCUUCGUCAACAGAUAGAUCUUAUAACGAAACGGGAAUCAGAUAUUCAGACCCUUGCAAAUGAGUACGAGCGAGAUUUAACUAUGUUGAAGCAUAGUUACCGUGAAGUACAGCGGCGAGCGGACGGAGAGCAGGAGACUCGUAAAAAGCUCGAAUCCGUGCUAGUAGAGACGAAACAGCGGCUGCAGGAAGAACGUAACUUGCGAACACGUGAAAUGAAUAAUUUGCAACAAUAUACCGAUCGAAUCAGUGCCCUCGAGAAACAGCUGGCGGAUGUGCAAGAAAAGUACAAGGCAGAGGUGGAGACUGGUCAGAAAUGUAAAAAGCAGAUCGCAGAGCUGCGAAUGUUAAGCAGUAAUGCGGAACAGAAAGCACUCGAUCUGCAGUCAAUGCUGUUGGGACUGCAAACGAUGCGUGAUAUGCUGCAGCAGGAAAUGACGGAUCUGCAAAGCCAGCUAGCGCAGGAGCGAAACACACGAAUCAAGAGGAUGGAAUUGCAGAAGGAGCUCGAAGUGAAGGUGCAAUCAAUGUGUGCAGAUAUGGAGCGCAUUUCGAUUCGCGAACAACAGGUGUUUGCCGACAAUCGGACCCUUGUCGAUCGAAUUUCGGAGCUGGAAAAAGAGUAUGCCUCGGUGGAAUGCGAAUUGAAGGCGGUUCAAAGCCGUUACGAACAGGAGGUACAGGCGCAUCAGGAAACGGCCAAGGCACGGUUGUUGAACAACGAGGAAGCAAACAUGCAGGAAGUGAAAGCUCUGCAAAAUAAACUCACAGAGGAAAAAUUGGGCCGCCAGAAAGCCGAACAAAACUCACAAGAAAAGGAACGUCAACUAUCCAUGCUAUCUGUUGACUAUCGCCAGAUUCAACAACGUUUGCAAAAACUUGAAGGCGAAUAUCGACAGGAAUCGGAAAAGGUACUCGCCUUACAUAGUCAACUAGAGCAGGAACAGAGCAAAAAGAACAGUCUGCUAUCAGAAAUUAGCCUUCAAAGCUCCGAGGUCGCUCAUCUAAAGUCGAAGGAAAUGCAGUCGCAGAAGGAACUGCAGCAAUUGCGUGAUACGCGUAAGAAACUAGAAGAAGAUGUAACCAAUAUAAAAAAGCAGCACAAUACGGAUAUUCUGCAGAUGAAAGAAGUGCAAGAUCAACUGGAGGUAGAACAGUAUUUUUCCAAAUUGUAUAAAACGCAGUACAACGAGUUGCGCGAAGAGAUGAAGGAUCGUAUGCGUCUGCUGGAACAUCUGGACGAGGAACGUUGCAAUAUUAUGCAUCAGCUGCAGUUAGCAAACGCUCGAGCCGACACAGAAGCACUGGCACGUUCAAUCGCCGAAGAAACGGUAACAGAUUUGGAGAAAGAAAAAACAAUGAAGGAAUUGGAAUUGAAGGAUUUGCUUACCAAACAUCGUAACGAUCUGAUGGCUAAAGAGGCAGUGGUUACGUCGCUGAAGGAUGUCGAAGCAGAAUUGAAGAAGUCGCUGGGCAACAAGGAGUACGAGCUGGAGGAUAUGAUGCAGCAAAACAAGAAACAACAGGAGGAACUCUACCGUCUGAAGUUCGAGCUCGGGGAACUGGAUAAGUGUCGAGCAAAGUUGGUGAACGAAACUAUUCUGAAACAGCAGGCGGUGAAUAAACUGGCAGAAAUUAUGAACCGGAAGGAUAACAACUUGACCAGCAAGCAAAAAAUGAAGGUCAACUCGACGGCAGAACUUCGCAAGAAGGAAAAGGAGAACAAGCGACUGCAGCAAGAGCUGUCAGUUGAACGUGCCAAAUAUGACGAACUGUGCCAAAAGCACAAUGAUACCAUCAGUCAACUAUCGCGUGAAAUAGAUAUCAAAACCAAGCUGCAGAUGGAAAUUGAUUGCAAAGCGACAGAGAUCGAACAUCUGCAAAUAAAACUGAUCGAGACAGCAUCACUAUCCUCUGUGGACAACGACAUGAUGGAAGAAAAUCAAGACUCCAUCUUCGAGGGUUGGUUGAGCGUACCGAACAAACAGAAUAUAAAGCGUCACGGAUGGAAACGCCAGUUUGUGGUGGUAUCUCCGAAACGGAUUAUCUUCUAUAGCUCGGAGCUGGACAAGCAAAAUACGAGCGAUCCGUUGCUAAUAAUUGAUCUGAGCAAGGUGUUUCAUGUUCGUCCUGUUACGCAAGGUGACGUCAUUCGAGCCGAUCCCAAAGAAAUUCCGCGGAUUUUCCAGUUACUUUAUGCUGGCGAAGGUGAGGCUCGUCGUCCAGACGAACAGCAGCAAUCGGACGUUGCUUCCUCUCGUAGCGAUGAAAAGCCUCUCACGCUGCAGUACAAAGGCCACGAGUUUCUCCAAAUAAGUUACCAUAUUCCAACGACAUGCGAUCUUCCUUCGUGCCAGAAGACGCUCUGGCACGUGUUCAAAUCACUGCCGGCAUAUGAAUGCAAACGCUGUCGAUUCAAGCUGCACAAGGAGCACGUGGACAACAACAACCCGUUAGCACCAUGCAAGCUGCAUCACGAUCCAAACCACGCACGUGAAAUGCUGUUGCUCGCUGCUUCCAACGAUGAUCAACAUCGUUGGGUUAGUCGUUUGUCCAAGCGCAUUCAGAAAAGUGGCUAUAAGGCUAACUCGAAUAACAAUGUCGGUACGCUUGGCGGAAGUGCCAACAGCUCGACCGGAGGUAGUAGUGUUGGUGGUGGAGGCGGUCUAGGUAACAACGGUAACAACCUACCAUCCGUUAACUCUAGCACAAAUAUGGAUUCAACGAAGGUUUCACCCAGCCAAUCUGCUCGAUCAAAUAACAAACCAAAUUCGGCAGUCGUAGUACAACGUUCAGCCACUCUGCCAACCAAUGCUUCCCUAAAGCAAUCGCCACCGUGA
Messenger RNA from Anopheles marshallii, 4245 nucleotides. Its product is annotated as rho-associated protein kinase 1. Gene Ontology annotation, molecular function: small GTPase binding; ATP binding; Rho-dependent protein serine/threonine kinase activity. Lineage: Eukaryota; Metazoa; Arthropoda; Insecta; Diptera; Culicidae. Bases 1 to 4245 code for a protein of 1414 amino acids. Gene Ontology annotation, cellular component: cytoplasm; cytoskeleton. The record is from RefSeq and is a predicted model, not a curated record. Gene Ontology annotation, biological process: regulation of cell junction assembly; embryonic morphogenesis; peptidyl-threonine phosphorylation. The transcript is spliced from 11 exons.